Messenger RNA from Entrophospora sp. SA101, 507 nucleotides. Lineage: Eukaryota; Fungi; Glomeromycota; Glomeromycetes; Entrophosporales; Entrophosporaceae. The record is from the annotation of a GenBank genome assembly.
AUGACCACUAAAUCCAAUAAAAGAGCUAUAAAACCAAAAAGUACUUCUCAACAAAUGGAAAUUGAUGAUGAUAAUAUCAAUAAUAAUAAAAAAGUUAUAAUCACUACUGAAGAAGACGAAGAGGGUGAGGAGGAAGAAGAAGAGGAGGAAGAGGAAGGAGGAGAAGAUGGAGAGACUGUUGAUGAUGAUGCUUAUAGUGAAAUAUUAGAUUUUAAAUUUAAUAAAGAUGAUGAUCCAACAAGUUUAACAUUUAACAUAUCAGAAGAAGAUCAUACAUUGGGAAAUGCUUUACGUUAUGUAAUAAUGCAAAACCCAGAAGUAGAAUAUUGUGGAUAUUCUAUACCACAUCCAUCAGAAGAUAAACUUAAUUUACGUGUACAAACUACCAACAAUAUAACAGCAAUAGAUGCAAUGCAUAAAGGUUUAGAAGAUUUGAGAAAUAUAUGUGGUCACAUAACAGAUUUGUUUGUUGAAUCAAAUAAAUCUUAUGAUAACAAUGAAAAUUAG